ACGAGGCAAACGAAUACAAAACCAGUAUCGAAUCAAAACCCGGAGGAACCGACAUAAGCUUCGUAAACAUUAGUGUGAGAGAAAUCUUGAGUUCUUGAGAGAAAAUCGAAAUCGAGUAAGAGUGAGAGGGAUUUGAUCGCUAAAACUUCUCAGAUCUCACUGCCAUGGCGAUUUCAUCAAGUCUCUCUCAUCUCUUCCAAAUCAUCUUCAUCAUUUCCCUUUUCGUCAUAUUCACUUCUGCUGAGAUUCGUUCUUCUGAGAUUCGUUCUGAUGAUAGAUCAAUCAUCCCCUUUGAUGAAUUCGGUUUCACACAUACAGGUCGGUUAGAACUAAACGUAUCACACAUUACUUUAUCGAACCCUAACCCUGAAUUAGAUCUUUCACAAAUAGGGUUUUUCUUAAGUACAAGAGAUUCAUGGAUUCAUGUUCUUCAGCAAAUUCAAGAUCUCGAUAUUACAUGUGCACUUCAAUCAGAACUUGUUAAAGUGGUAUAUACUUUUGAUAAACUCAAAGGAGCAAAAGAAUUAGGGAUUGUGUAUUCUGAAUCGGAGUCUAAUCAAUUUACUCUUGUUUUUGCUAACUGCUUACCUCAACUUCAAGUAUCAAUGGAUGUUAGAUCUGAGAUGUACAAUCUUGAUGGAAAGAAUAGUAAUCGUGAUUACUUAUCUGCUGGAAAAACUGUUCUACCUAGGGUUUAUUUUCUUUUCUUUUUGGCGUAUUUUUCACUAUCAGUUAUUUGGGUUUAUUUUCUAUACAAGAAAAGAUCAACAGUUUAUCAUAUACAUUACUUUAUGUUAGCUGUUUUGAUAUUGAAAUCGUUGAAUUUGCUAUGCGAAGCUGAAGAUAAAUCAUAUAUUAAACGGACUGGUAGUGCUCAUGGUUGGGAUGUUUUGUUUUACAUUUUCAGUUUUUUGAAAGGUAUUACACUUUUCACUUUGAUUGUAUUGAUUGGUACUGGAUGGUCAUUCUUGAAACCCUAUUUACAAGAUAAGGAAAAGAAAGUAUUAAUGAUUGUAAUCCCUCUUCAAGUUGUUGCGAAUAUUGCUCAAGUUGUGAUUGAUGAAAGUGGGCCUUACGCUCAAGAUUGGAUUACAUGGAAACAAGUUUUUCUACUCGUGGAUGUUGUUUGUUGUUGUGCGGUGCUUUUCCCGAUUGUUUGGUCGAUUAAGAAUCUCCGAGAAGCUGCUAGAACUGAUGGGAAAGCUGCUGUGAAUUUGAUGAAAUUAACAUUAUUCAGGCAUUACUACAUUGUUGUUAUUUGCUACAUAUAUUUCACAAGAGUUGUGGUAUAUGCAUUGGAGACAAUUACCUCGUAUCGAUACCUUUGGACUAGUGUUGUAGCGGGGGAGUUAGCUACAUUGGCUUUCUAUGUGUUUACAGGGUAUAAAUUUAGGCCUGAAGCUCAUAAUCCAUAUUUCAUGAUUGAUGAUGAUGAAGAAGAAGCUGCAGCUGAAGCUUUGAAACUUGAAGACGAAUUUGAAUUGUGAUUAUUUCGCAAUACUGGAAAAAUGACAAAGUGUGUGAUGCCUCAGAUGAUUAUACUGGGACAUCAAUGUGUUAUCAAGGAUUUUGGAAGGUUGAGCUAGCCAGGUAGGAAUAUGGUAUGUUUACGUACUAUUCUAUCUUUUAGGGAUGCCAUAAUACUUCUGUAGUUAUGUGUGAUCUUUCACUUAUGUUAUUCUUCGUUUAUCACUGUAUUUUUGUACUCAAAACAGCUUGGUUUCGUUACUUUGUCUGUUUGUUCAUAUGUAACGCGUGAAACCAAUAUACAAUCCUUUUGGCAUACUCUUUCUAUAUGUUCGCUAUAUACAUGCAUCAACAUUAGAUUCCAA
Papaver somniferum (opium poppy) is the source of this 1832-nucleotide messenger RNA. Its product is annotated as protein GPR107-like. Gene Ontology annotation, biological process: transport. Gene Ontology annotation, cellular component: membrane; Golgi apparatus. The record is from RefSeq and is a predicted model, not a curated record. The transcript has a single exon. NCBI's taxonomy places the organism in Eukaryota, Viridiplantae, Streptophyta, Magnoliopsida, Ranunculales, Papaveraceae. The coding region runs from base 165 to 1487 and encodes 440 amino acids.